Molecule: messenger RNA, 1088 nt
Organism: Gallus gallus (chicken)
Lineage: Eukaryota; Metazoa; Chordata; Aves; Galliformes; Phasianidae
Gene: CCK
Product: cholecystokinin
Exons: 3
Coding region: 463-855 (130 amino acids)
Biological process (GO): digestion
Cellular component (GO): extracellular region; axon
Molecular function (GO): neuropeptide hormone activity
Source: RefSeq, a predicted model, not a curated record
AUCCCGCUUGGGCGCACGCCGUCCUCUUCGCUGUGGCCUCGGGGAAGGAAGGGAAGGAGGAAGGUAGGGAGCGGCACCUGGGCGCUGGGGGAGCAGCCGGCGUGGCCGGGAGCCGCGCUGCCCGCGGGGGGAGAGCAGCCCUUCGCCGCUGUGCGUUGCGAGCGGGCGGACGAAGUUCGUUUUCCCCCUUUUCCGAAAUGAAAAGGUGAUGCUCGGCGCCGCGUUUCGCACACGCGGGAUAAUUCGUGCGUCUUUACGACGGGAAGUUGCCCUCCUGCCGUUCAGCGCCGGGUGCGUCGCUUCUCCUCUUAGCCCCGUUUGCAGAAGCGCUGUUUCAGGUGCUGCGCUCAAACUGCUGCUUCCCUGGGUUGUCUCAUCCGAUCUUUGCUUCUUUAUGGAGGUGGCGAAAAGAAAUCGUUGUGCUUGAAUUCUGGUUUAUAGGAAGAAGAGCACAGUUCUGCGAUGUACGGCGGCAUCUGCAUCUGCGUGCUCCUCGCUGCGCUGUCGGUGAGCUCCCUCGGCCAGCAGCCCGCGGGCUCACACGAUGGCAGCCCUGUGGCUGCUGAGCUCCAGCAGAGCCUGACAGAACCCCACCGGCACUCCCGCGCACCCUCCUCGGCAGGGCCGCUGAAGCCCGCACCGCGGCUGGAUGGCAGCUUCGAGCAGAGGGCGACGAUCGGCGCGCUGCUGGCCAAGUACCUGCAGCAAGCCCGGAAAGGUUCCACUGGGAGGUUCUCUGUCCUAGGAAACAGGGUACAGAGCAUUGAUCCCACACACAGGAUAAAUGACAGAGACUACAUGGGCUGGAUGGAUUUUGGACGCCGCAGUGCUGAAGAAUACGAGUACUCCUCCUAAAGAACAGCAGGCGAUAGCAACAGGAAAGAAAUCACACUCCCAUGUCUGUACAGAAGGAGAAAAAUUAAUUUGUUGUCCUCUUCGAAUCAGUGUUUUAAAACAUAUCAUGUAUUUGAUGUAAAUUUGUCUGUAAGACAAUGCAAUAUAUACAUAUGCAGAAUUUUCCAGGAAAAAUGUUUUCUUUCUUUUGUGGUUUCUCAUACGCUGAUAUUAUAUUAAAAUGAUUUCACUUA